This is a messenger RNA of Aspergillus oryzae RIB40, 879 nucleotides long. RefSeq names its product heme-dependent oxidative N-demethylase family protein. NCBI's taxonomy places the organism in Eukaryota, Fungi, Ascomycota, Eurotiomycetes, Eurotiales, Aspergillaceae. The coding region runs from base 1 to 879 and encodes 292 amino acids. The record is from RefSeq and is a predicted model, not a curated record. The transcript has 2 exons.
AUGGACGCUGCUAUGGAGUUACUAGAAGAAUUGUACGUUGCCUUCCUCUCCAUACACCCCCCUCUCCAUAUACCUCCCAUCCACUCAUCCACACAACCUAUCCACGAUACCAACCAUCCACCCCCAAAGAACCAAAACCACCAACUAACACCUCCAACACACAGAACAACCUACCUCCCCGAACGCUACCCAACCCUCUUCCGCAAAACCCCCACCGGAAUAACCAACCUCCUCACCCAAGAAACCCUAACCACAGUCCCCCCCCUCUCCGAAGAUCCCAUGCAAACCUGCGGCCGCCUAAUCCAAGACGACCUAGCCCUAAUGCUCGAACGCCCCGACGGUGAAUACUACCUCCUCGCCGGCUCCAUCCUCCUCGCCGGCUUCUGGCGCCUCGAAGACAAAUACGGCAUGCGACUCUCCGAAAUCCACACCUCUGGCUCCGUGCCCGGCUACAAAGAAAAGCUCGAAAAGGGGAUGUUGAAUUUCUUCCGCAGGCUACGGCCCGAGGAUCCCGUGCUCCGAAAUAACUAUUUUAUUCAGGUGGAUGAGAGUCUGCCCUGGUCGCAUAGUAUCGGGUCGGAGGAUGGGGAGACGGUGUCGUGGAAUACGGCGGAGAAGAAUCGGGCGAUUGAGCAUCAUUUUUUUCGGUCUGAGAGGCAGAGUUUGAGGAGGUUGCCUAGGUCCGGGGCGGUGGUGUUUACGAUUAGGACUUAUUUUGAGCCCAUUACGGAGGUGGUGAAGGAGCCGUAUGUGCCUGGCAGGUUGGCUUCGGCGGUUAGGAGUUGGGGGGAGGAUGUGGCGAGGUAUAAGGGGAGGGAGAAGUAUGGAGAGGUUUUGUUGGAGUAUUUGGAUCGUGUUUGGGUGUCCUUGUGUCUUUAG